Messenger RNA from Pseudonaja textilis, 496 nucleotides. The record is from RefSeq and is a predicted model, not a curated record. NCBI's taxonomy places the organism in Eukaryota, Metazoa, Chordata, Lepidosauria, Squamata, Elapidae.
GCCCAGGUUACAGGUGAAGAGCCCAGGGUACAGUUUCUGGGUACAGGUGAAGUGUCCAUCAGCAAGGCCAAGCAAAGCCGGAGCGAGAAGAAAGCUAGAAAGGCCAUGUCCAAACUGGGUCUGCGGCAGAUCCAUGGCGUGAACAGGGUAACCAUCCGCAAAUCCAAUAAUACCUUGUUUGUCAUCACCAAGCCGGAUGUCUUCAAAAGUCCGACUUCUGACAACUACAUUGUCUUUGGGGAAGUCAAGAUUGAAGACCUCUCCCAAGAGGCCCACAAAGCGACCGUGGAGCACUCGCCCCUGAUCACUGAAGCGGCGUCGGCCCUCACCAUCAAGGAGGAGAGUGAGGAAGAGGAGGAGGAAGAGGUGGAUGAAACGGGUCUGGAAGUGAUAGAUAUCGAAUUGGUCAUGGCACAGGCCAACGUCUCCCGCCCCAAAGCCGUCCGAGCCCUUCGUCGCAACAACAACGACAUUGUCAACGCCAUCAUGGUGAGUG